AUGCAGUCAAUCUCCCCUGUAUACUCGUCCGCGACAGACAGACGCUACUCUCCACCAUGGGCGGAUUUGAGUAUCAUCGGUAUCGCAGGCAGCUCCGGCUCCGGCAAGACUUCGGUGGCCAUGGAGAUUGUGAAGUCUCUGAAUCUUCCCUGGGUUGUGAUUCUCGUAAUGGACUCCUUCUACAAGAGCUUGUCCCCGGAGGAUCAUGCCAGAGCCCACCGCAAUCAAUAUGACUUUGACUGUCCGGAGUCUCUGGACUUUGAUGUCCUGGUCCAAACCUUAAGGGAUUUGAAGCAAGGAAAAAAAGCAGAUAUCCCCAUUUACUCGUUUGCAGAACACCAGCGUCAGCCAGAAACGAGUACCCUGUAUUCCCCACGCGUGUUGAUUCUGGAGGUCAUGCGCGAUGUUCGUGAGAGAGGAAGAGACGUCGAAGGAAUCGUCAAGCAGUGGUUCACUUAUGUGAAGCCAUCAUACAAGCAAUACGUCGAACCCCAACGUGCUGUGUCUGAAAUGGUUGUGCAACAUAUUCAGCGCAAGCUUGACGAGAAAUCAGAGAAGCAUAAUGCAGAGCUCAACCGGCUUGGUCUCAUCGCCUCGGAAGAGCAGCUAUCUUCUAACGUCUUGAUGAUGCCCCAAACGCCGCAAUUCGUUGGCAUGAACACUAUCCUCCAGGACCCGGCAACAGAACAAGUUGACUUUGUGUUCUACUUCGACCGACUUGCUGCUUUACUGAUUGAAAAGGCCUUGGAUAUGACCAAUUACGUAUCACAAGCAGUGGAUACGCCUCAAUCGACUAGCUAUGAUGGCCUGAACCAAGCUGGUGUAGUGUCUGCCGUCGCGAUUCUGCGCGGAGGCUCUUGUCUCGAGACCGCUCUCAAGCGGACCAUCCCUGACUGCAUCACUGGUCGUGUGCUGAUCCAGACCAAUGAAAAGAACGAAGAACCCGAGCUUCACUAUCUGAAGCUCCCUCCCAAUAUUGAGAACCACGAAAACGUCAUGCUCCUCGACCCCCAGAUGUCCAGUGGAGGUGCUGCUCUAAUGGCGGUUCGUGUUAUGAUUGACCACGCCGAUCCCAGAUUCGCCAACAUCCAAACCGACCCUCGCUACCGUCUUCCCAGCAAACGCCAAACUCAUGUAAAGCUCGACAAGCGAUUCGCGCACAUGCUGCGCGACAAGGAUUUCUCCCGCAAUGCCGCAGUCGAUAGAUACGGCCGGAAGCUCGCCAGCGACGACACUAAGAAACAGCUUGAGCGAUUCUACCAGCUGGAUGAGGAAGCGCAGGAGGGAGAAGAAGAAGAAGAAGGCGAGGGAGAGGAAGAUGAUGGUCUCGAGGACGCUAGUGUUGCAGAUGAUGAGGAGGUGCUUAGAGAGCUGAGGAAGGCGGAGACAUACGAUCCAGCCAGAGAUGGAGGAUUCGAUGAGUCUUCUUCCUCGGAGGAGGAGAGCUCCGACGAGGAAGAUGAGGAUGAAGACGAGUUCGAAGGGUUUGGCGAGGAGCUGGAAUACCCUGAUAAGCAGCGCGCGGAUGUGCCGACUGGUGAUGUUACGGACCGUAUUGCGGUGGUGAAUCUCGAUUGGGAUAAUAUUCGCGCGGAGGACCUGAUGGCUGUCUUUUCCAGCUUUGCGCCGACUGGUGGGAAAGUGCUGAAGGUGGCUGUUUAUCCUAGUGAGUUUGGCAAAGAGAGGAUGGAGAGGGAGGAGACGGAGGGGCCGCCCAGGGAGAUUUUUGCGUCGAAGAAGGGUGGUGACUCCGACGAUGAGGAUGAGAUGGAUUCUGAUGAGGAGGAAGAGAAUAUCAGGAAGUCUAUGCUGAAGGAGGAUAAGGGCGAGGAGUUCAACUCGACACAGCUACGGAAGUAUCAGUUGGAACGGCUACGUUACUUCUACGCUAUCUUGACUUUCUCGUCCAGGGACGUUGCGAAGCACGUUUAUGACCUUGUCGAUGGCGCCGAGUACUUGUCUAGCGCUAACUUCUUCGAUCUUCGCUUUGUGCCUGAGGACACCGAUUUCUCUGAUGAUACGCCCCGCGACGAGUGCGAACGCAUCCCCGAUGGAUACCAACCGAACGAGUUCGUCACCGAUGCGCUGCAGCACAGCAAGGUCAAGCUGACCUGGGAUAUGGAGGAUAAGUCGCGCAAGGAAGCCCAGGCUCGGGCCUUCCGGGGUAGUCGCAAGGAUAUCGACGAGAACGACUUGAAGGCUUAUCUGGCCAGUGAUAGCUCAGACGAUGAGGAAGAUGAGGGUGGUGUGGAGAUUGUUGAUACUACGCGCGGCGAUGGAGAAACGAAAAAGGUGUCUAAGAAGGAGGAAGAGAAACAACGUCUUCGAGCCCUACUUGGUCUUGGUGCGGAGCCUACGCCUUCGUCCAAGUCCGAUGGCCCCGUUGGUGAGAUGGAGGUUACCUUCACUUCCGGUCUGGCUGGUGGCCCCAAGGGCGACAGCAUCUUCGAGAACGAACCCGAGAAGGAUGAGACUACGAUCGAGAAGUACAUCCGCAAAGAGCGUGAGAGAAAGAAGCGCAGAAAGGAGAAGCUCAAGGCCACCAAGCGUGGUGAGGAUGGCGAGCAGGACGAGGCCGCCGAUGCCUCGAAUGCUAAGGAGCAGCCCCAGCAGGACGACUUGGGCUUUGAUGAUCCCUUCUUCGAUGACCCUACUGGCAAGGCUACUGAGGCUGCUCGUCGUAAGGAAGAGAAGCGCAAGAAGCGGGAGGAGCGUGCAGCGGAGGAAGCCGCGGCCGCAGCCAAGCGGGCGGAGCUGGAGCUGCUGAUGAUGGAGGACAACAACAAGCCAGGCAUCAAGCACUUCGAUAUGAACGAGAUUGAAAAGGCGGAGAAACAAGCUCGCAAGAAGGGCAAGAAGGGCAAGGGUAAGGGCAAGCAAGUCGAAGUUCCCACAGAUGAUUUCGAGAUGGAAGUCACCGAUCCUCGUUUCGCUCGACUCUACGAGAGCCACGAGUUCGCGAUCGAUCCCACCAACCCCCGAUUCAAGGCGACUUCGGGUAUGAAGGCACUGUUGGAGGAGGGUCGCAAGCGACGCAGGGAUCGGGAUGAACAUGCAGACGAGGAGGAUGCUCCUCGUGAACAAAAGAAGAAGCAGAAGAAGAGUGCGUCCAAGGAGGGCGGGUCAGACGAUCUGAAGAAGCUGGUUGAAAAGGUGAAGCAAAAGACCAAACGCAACUGA
Molecule: messenger RNA, 3180 nt
Organism: Aspergillus welwitschiae
Lineage: Eukaryota; Fungi; Ascomycota; Eurotiomycetes; Eurotiales; Aspergillaceae
Product: pre-rRNA-processing protein ESF1
Exons: 7
Coding region: 1-3180 (1059 amino acids)
Biological process (GO): rRNA processing
Cellular component (GO): nucleus
Molecular function (GO): kinase activity; RNA binding; ATP binding
Source: RefSeq, a predicted model, not a curated record